Molecule: messenger RNA, 3448 nt
Organism: Diaporthe batatas
Lineage: Eukaryota; Fungi; Ascomycota; Sordariomycetes; Diaporthales; Diaporthaceae
Exons: 3
Coding region: 280-3153 (957 amino acids)
Cellular component (GO): cell septum; cell periphery
Molecular function (GO): chitin synthase activity
Source: RefSeq, a predicted model, not a curated record
GCUGCAAGUACCCGACGGUGUACGCAUCUUUUACCCCUGCGUCAUACCGACAAGCUGGCAGGCAUAGGUUUCGGCGCCAGGACUUUUUUUUUCCAGGAGACAUGCCUGGCACUGCAUGAGUGAAGAAACUGUCCUCCGCGCCUAGCUGGGCCCCAGCCCCUCGGCACAUACCUUGCUCUUGAAUCUCUUGUUUCUGGGCCCGAAACGCUGCUUGGACUCGACAUAGGAUAUCCGUACUGGGAUCCGGGUCGGUCGAGUUGCUACGAAACAGAUUUCAAAAUGGCUUUAUCAUGGCCUGUCAAGGACAUCGUGUACACCUCGAUAGUGGGCGUCGUCAUGCUGGCUGCGCUCCUGGAAUGGUUCCUGUGGAUCGGUGCAUUUUUGUACUGUCUCUGGAAGGUCUUCCGGAAGUCUGAACACUGGACCGUGAAUGUCCUGGCUGUGGUCGUUGCUGUGGCUUUCUUGCUGCUGCGGGCCAUCUUCCUACCCAUCAUGAUUGUGACCUUGCCCCUGCCAAGCCAGAUCGUCAGCUAUUGGCCGGAGAAGAUGGUUGAUUUUCUCCUGGGGUUCGCUUUCUGGUCCUUUGCCGGCCUGCUGACGAUCCCGUGGCUAUUCUGCGUGUAUCAGCUCGUCACUCAUCAGCUGGGACGGACGAAGCGCAUCAAGCAGCUUUUGGACGAGGACUCCGCCCCAAAGGUGGUCAUAGUAAUGCCAUGCUACAAGGAGGAGCCCGACGUUCUCAUAACAGCCAUCAACUCCGUGGUCGACUGUGAUUAUCCGCCGUCAUGUAUCCACGUCUUUCUGUCAUUCGACGGUGACCAAGAAGACGAGCUGUACCUCACCGCCAUAGAGAGGCUCGGCGUGCCCCUCACUCUCGAGAGCUACCCAAAGAGCAUCGACAUCGCCUACAAAGAUGCCCGGAUCACAGUGUCGCGGUUCCCACACGGGGGCAAGCGAAACUGCCAAAAGGCGACCUACAAGCUCAUCGACAGGAUCUACAGCGACUACCUCAAGAUGAACGACAACCUCUUCAUUCUCUUCAUAGACUCGGACUGCAUCCUGGACCGGAUGUGCCUGCAGAACUUCCUCUACGACAUGGAGUUCAGCCCGGGCAACCAGCGCAACAUGCUCGCCAUGACGGGGGUGAUCACGUCGACGACCAAGAAGCACAGCAUCAUCACGCUGCUGCAGGACAUGGAGUACAUCCACGGGCAGCUGUUUGAGCGGUCGGUCGAGUCCGGGUGCGGGUCGGUGACGUGCCUCCCGGGGGCGCUGACGAUGCUGCGGUUCAGCGCGUUCCGGCGCAUGGCAAAGUACUACUUUGCGGGCAAGGCGGAGCAGUGCGAGGACCUGUUCGACUUCGCCAAGGACCACCUGGGCGAGGACAGGUACCUGACGCACCUGUUCAUGAUCGGGGCCAAGCGCCGGUACCAGAUCCAGAUGUGCACGUCGGCGUUCUGCAAGACCGAGGCGGUGCAGACGUACGCGUCGCUGGUCAAGCAGCGCCGGCGCUGGUUCCUCGGGUUCAUCACCAACGAGGCCUGCAUGCUGACCGACUGGCGCCUGUGGCGGCGGUACCCCGUGCUGGUGCUGUACCGCUUCUGCCAGAACACGAUCCGCACCACGGCGCUGCUCUUCUUCGUCAUGGUGCUCGCGCUGCUGUCGACCGAGAAGAGCAUCGCGGACCUGCCGGUGGGCUUCAUCGCCGUGUCGCUCGGGCUCAACUGGCUCAUGAUGAUCUACUUUGGCGCCAAGCUGCGCCGGUAUAAGAUCUGGCUCUACCCCAUGAUGUUUGUGCUCAACCCCUUUUUCAACUGGUAUUACAUGGUCUACGGCAUCUUCACGGCGGGCCAGCGCACGUGGGGGGGCCCGCGGGCCGACGCCGCGGCGGCGGACAAGAACACCACGGUGCAGGAGGCGAUCGAGCACGCCGAGCAGACGGGCGACGACCUCAACAUCAAGCCCGAGACGUUCAUCCCCGCCACGGUGGAGCAGCGACAACUGCACCAACAGCAGCAACAACAACAACAACGGGCGCACGAGGUUGGCGACGAGGAGGAGGCCCGCGUGGCGGGGGAGAGGAGGCGCAGGAGGAUGUCAACGCGGAGGGGCGACGGCCUCGGGCGCCAGAGGAGCGUGCUGCAGCCGCCGCCGCAGGUGGAGGGCCUGUUCGCCGCGCCGCUGAGGACCGAGGGCGGGGUCUAUCGGUACCCGGACCCCGGGGCGGAGUCGGGCGGGAGCACCACCGAGGUCUCCUCCGGCAGCGGCGGCGGGGCCGGGGCCGGGGACGCCAGCAGGCCCGGGCGGAACAGCAGGGCAGCAGCAGCAGCAGCAGCAGCAGCAGCAGCCCCUGCGAGCGGUGGGGGUCGUGCCUUCAAGGCCAGGCACAGGCCCGAGGACAUCGAGAUGCGCGGGUCGUCGUCCCUGGAGAGCUCCGCCCUGUCGAACAGCACCGCCGCGGUGGCGAAGGGCAAGGGCGUCCACCGCCGCAGCAGCGGCGACGGCAGGCCGAGCUCCUCCUCGUCUUACGUGAAUGGGCUGCGGUCUGCGUAUUCCUCGGCGGCGUACAUGUCACCGCACGAGAUGGUGGCAACAGCACCACCAGCGCCACCACCGCAGCCUCAGCCCGAGCCGGCGGGCGGCGAGAAGGACAACAACAUGGGGGACGGCAGCGAGGAUGGUGGUGAUGAUGAUGAUGACACGGCCUUUAUGAACGACGAGGACCGCCGGAAGUACGAGAUGGCGCACGCGCGGCAGGCUAAGAGGCUGUCGCAGCACGUGCAGCCGCACCAUCAUCGUCAGCCCCCGGCUGGCCCUGCCACUGCCACCACCACCACCAUGCGUCACCACCACCACCUUCAACACGUGUACGGGUUCCCCGGAACCACUACGGCGGCGGUGGGCACUGAGACGGGAUAUGCCGAGACGCUGCCCGGCACGCCGGUCCACGAGAGGUCUGCGGAGGGCCUGCGGGACGGCGGCGGCGGCGGUGGCGGUGGCAACCUGGCCGUGCCUGCUGCUGGGGGGUCGAGGCAGAGGGGCAGGAGCCCGCUGGCGGGUGGGGAGGUGUAUGUGAGGGUCCCGUUUGAGGAUGAUGGGGACCUGGAGGAUGAGGAGACGACGGCCUCUUCGAGUCACAAUGGGAGGAGAUGAGAUCAACCAAGCCAGGGGUUUGUUUGCUGAGAGAUAUCAGCGUUGGAUUCUGUGAUAUCAGUGGCCAUAGACAGAUCUUGGGAGAAGGAAUGACAGUGCAGGUUCUUUGCGGUCCAUGGCGCGAGGAAAUCCCAGGGUUUUACUGGAUGAGGUCUAGGUCUGUCUGGAUGCAAUCGCUCGCUGCACAGUCCCGAAUUCUGCCCUUCCUUGAGGUCUUGCCCAUUUAUUCCAUUUGGAAUAAUCACUAAGCAACCCAGUUGCGGUGCAUCGAACAGGCAUGUGAAGACGGACCAAC